This is a messenger RNA of Microthlaspi erraticum, 357 nucleotides long. The record is from the annotation of a GenBank genome assembly. NCBI's taxonomy places the organism in Eukaryota, Viridiplantae, Streptophyta, Magnoliopsida, Brassicales, Brassicaceae.
AUGCGAUCCUCCGCUCGUCCGGAGAGGCUUCUUGGUGGAGCCAUCCAAGCGGAUGCGGCGGAGCGUCACAGGAAGACGGCGGUGGACGAAGCGACGGCCACUGCUGAGGCCAAGAAGGUGGUCGAGAUGGCUGAGAUGGAGGAAGCGGCGAGAGUCGCCGCCGAAGCCGAGCGUCGGGAAGAGACCGAGAGACAGAGGGAGGGGGAAGAGCAUGAUUCUGGCGACGAAACCGACUCUGAUGAAGACGAAGGAGCGGGGCCGUCAAGCCAAGCGAGACUCGAGGGCAUCCCGGAUGUAAUCAAGAUGCCGAGUCGUACGCCGCCUACGGGCCUAACCACGAUGGGAGGUCGUGGAUGA